AUGGGGUACAUGACAGUGGAGUCUCACUCGCACACCCACGUCCACCUCAAGAGGCUGCCUGGCUUGCGGUCCUGGGCUCUGUUGGUCGACAGCUGGAUGUGGAAGCUCUUCUAUGUGUCUGGGUGCUGCUUUGUUGCUAUACAGAACCUGGAGGAGUGGGAGGAAGCCAUUUUUGAUAAAUGUAAAGGUCAAGUCAUUCUGAAGUCAUUUAACCUCUACACCAAAAUACUGACCAUGUGGAGGAAGGGACACGAGCAAGUGGUGGCCGAGCUGAAUCACCUGAGGGAUGUGAGUGUGGUGGAGGAGAGAGUGCACUACCUGGGGAAGGGCUACCUGGUGGUCUUGCGAUUUGCCACUGGAUUCUCCCACCCGCUCACUCAGAGUGCCACCCUUGGCGGGAGGAGCGAUGCAGACGCUAUCGCUGAGCUGCUGAAGCGCUUUCUUGGGCUGGAUAAAGUAGAACAGUGGAAGAACGUCUCUGAUUCGGAUAGCAGCGACAGUGACCAAAUCAAACUCGAUGAAAACUAA
Polyodon spathula (Mississippi paddlefish) is the source of this 528-nucleotide messenger RNA. Its product is annotated as cytochrome b-245 chaperone 1 homolog. The record is from RefSeq and is a predicted model, not a curated record. Bases 1 to 528 code for a protein of 175 amino acids. The transcript is spliced from 5 exons. NCBI's taxonomy places the organism in Eukaryota, Metazoa, Chordata, Actinopteri, Acipenseriformes, Polyodontidae.